CAACCUCCUCUUCACCCAGGCACUUAGAUCAGCCUCAACUCUUUAGCUCUUGUUGUUUAGUGCUGGUCAUGGUCUUGUGCUUCAUGCCGACCAUCCAACAAUCCUUAGCAUAAUGGAUUCCCCUUUGACCCAGCAAAGUAGACCGGAAACCUUCAAACCGAAGGUCGUGCAACUAUACGAGAAUUUGUUCCAGACUACGGAUUAUGUAGAGCCCUCGGAAGGAUUCUGGAGGGAAUUCUUCUUGUUGCCCCCGGAUCGAAGCCGGCUCAAUGCACUCCUAGAUCAGCUCAGCCCCGAUGAAACCCUCAAUUUACAGUCUCAAACCCAGCAGCUUUUCACUCGUGCCAUACGCGAAGCUGCCUCAGGGUCCAGCCCCGUUGAUUCAUAUGCUCUCGAGACCUUGACGGUCUUUCUAGCCUGUGUAUUGAAGAAAAAAUACACUAAUCCCAGCUCCGAUGUCAUCACCGUUCUUGCUGGUCUUGACAAUGUUGAUCAUGCGAUCUACAAUUUUGUCGCCGUUUUGGAUGGCAUCAUCCGCAACGGCAAGAGCUAUGCCUUACGACUUCAGGCAAUUAAGACUGCCAUUGCAAUGGCUGCUGGCGCCUACAAGACCAGCUUGGUCUCGUAUCUCACGCAUCGCGACCUGUUCCCUUCUAUCAUGAAGUUCGUUCAAGAGUCUGAGACGCCCAUGCAAAUAUUCGAGCCAUUCCUUCUUCUCGGCUUGUUAGCAAAUUACAACAAAUUCGAAAUGCAGAACCCGUACCAGUUAAGGCUCGACGACUUUGUGAACGAAGCGAGCAUCCAAAAGAUUGCCAGGGGAGUUGGCGCCUCCUGUGGAGGCCUUAGGAACGGAUAUGUCGCCGUGCAGGACGACUCUCCGGAGGGUUGGACGCUAAUUAGCACGUUGAUGUACUUUGGCUUGGGCGCUCUUACUUCUGGUAAGAAGGAUCGCCCGAGCCCACCGACUGCCGAGGAAGCGAAGGAAUUAUUUGCAUCUCUUCCGACGCAACAGGCAGCGAUGCUCCUAGCUACAUACGAUUUCAUCAACGCCAACAAACUGUUUGGACUUCACCUCAUCAGCCUAGCCCCGGAGAAAGACAACGAGGAAUCCCCAUUCGCGGCGUUCCUCUCUCUAUCUUCCUACCUCCUGCAACAUGCCUACCGAUCCCCAAGGACCGCACACUACGCCGAGCUCAAUCUCCUUACUCUUCGCAUCAUCUCCGAAGACAACGCGCUCUGCAAGCAGCUCUGCAGCGACGAAAGCAAGCGCAAGAUUCGACUCUGCCGCCAGAAACAACCCUACCUCCCCCUCGUCACCGGCGAACGAGUCCUGACAACAGCCAUCUUCGACAUCCUCGUAGAUACCCUCACGCACAACCUCCGACGUCGCCUCGACGUCAAUCUUUACAGCCACUGCAUCGCGAUCUUCCUCCGUCUCCUCACGCACCUCUCCAAGAACAAAAUCCGCCUCGCAUACCACUGGUCCGAACUAUGGCGCACAUUGCUCUCCCUGAUGCGCUUCCUGACAAGCUACGUAUCCGACCUACUGAGCAGCACCCCGCACAUCCACACCCUCACCACGACGCUAGUCAACCUAAUCGCCUUCUGCGUCUCCGCAGGCGACACCUUCCUCCCGGACCCAGCCUCGUACGACGACCUCUUCUAUAAGCUCGUGGAGACGGGACCCAUCAUCGCCAAAUUCCGCGACGUGUACCACUUCAAAGGCGCCUCCACCAGCAGCUCCAUCCACAACCCUGUUGCGACCUCGGGGAUCGGGGCAGGCCACAUCCCCAAGGCGGCGAUGGACCCGGCCAGCACGGACAUCCCCGUGGCCGCGAUCGAGACGCUGAUCGCCGUGUCCACGCACUUCUACACCCUUCUGUUUGUCGCGGAUAAGGGCGGCGAUGCCGGCGGGACGGAGGACGGCGAGAGCCCUGUGCCGGUGCCGGCCAACCUGAAGAAGCAUCUGAGUCCGCGCGAGGUGCACCGGAUCAUCAAGCAGGGGUACGAGACGCUGAGUAUCCCGCCGCUGGAGGGGCUCAGCGCGUGGCAGAAGUUCCGCGAAGCGGAUUGGAAGGUGGAGUUGAAGCGCGCGGCGCGGUGCGCGGUGGAUGAUGCUAGGCAGUUAGUUGCGUAGGGUUGUCUCGAUGAUAAUUGUUGUGGCUGACAGGUAUUGAGUAUAGCGUUUAAAAGAAGUGAUAAUUUUUGUUCACCAAGCGCUUGGGAGGCUUGUGUGGAGGUUCUACGUAAGUGAGCUGUGUUGCGCGCGUGCUUGUUGAAAGGUUGAUACAUUUCCGUCGAAUUUUUGAAUGCCAUGCAUGUCCAGUCAAUCGACGCUUC
Aspergillus homomorphus CBS 101889 is the source of this 2340-nucleotide messenger RNA. RefSeq names its product ARMH3 family protein. The record is from RefSeq and is a predicted model, not a curated record. Bases 113 to 2137 code for a protein of 674 amino acids. Gene Ontology annotation, cellular component: cytosol. Gene Ontology annotation, biological process: regulation of Golgi organization. The transcript is spliced from 8 exons. Lineage: Eukaryota; Fungi; Ascomycota; Eurotiomycetes; Eurotiales; Aspergillaceae.